This is a messenger RNA of Capsicum annuum, 2004 nucleotides long. RefSeq names its product histone-lysine N-methyltransferase SUVR3. Gene Ontology annotation, molecular function: protein binding; histone methyltransferase activity; zinc ion binding. The coding region runs from base 153 to 1130 and encodes 325 amino acids. Lineage: Eukaryota; Viridiplantae; Streptophyta; Magnoliopsida; Solanales; Solanaceae. The record is from RefSeq and is a predicted model, not a curated record. The transcript is spliced from 2 exons. Gene Ontology annotation, cellular component: nucleus.
ACCUUGACUCAAUACAAAUUAAUCAGUGUAUCACAACAAAUUACAACAUGGGACUAUUAUUGAGUGUUUGAGAGAUCAUUUUUAUCAUUUUCUCGAAAAAACUCCAAAUCACACAUUUGGUGCCUGCCAGCUUCCUUUGAAACUCUCCGAUCAUGGAAAGUGCAACAAUGGACAAACAACACAGAACACGCGAAUCGGAAAAACACGCCGGCUCCAGUGAAUUACUCUGCCGGUUAGCCCAUCUCGUCUUGCCAUACUUAGACGCUGCCGGUCUAGUCUCCGUCUCAGCAACCUGCAAGGCAUUACAUGUAAUUUCCAACUCUAUUACUUCUAGAAGAAUCUCCGAUGCUUCUAGAAGCUCCGAGAAUCACCCUAUUCCUUUCUUCAACUCCGUCGACUCCCAACUUUACGACAAUUUCAUGUACUCCCCUGUUCAGACUCUACCUAGUGAAUCGGGUCGGGUUAGGUCCGACCCGUUUUUGUUCCGGAUUGAGGGUGCUCAGGGGUGCACUUGUGAGAGUUGUGACUUGGAUUCUGAUAAUUGCCCAUGUGUGGAUUUUGAUUCUGGGUUGCCGACCCGAGAAUGCGGGCCAAGUUGUAGCUGCGGGUUGGAGUGCGGUAAUAGGUUAACGCAGAAAGGAAUUUCAGUGAAGCUGAAAGUUGUGAUGGAUAGGAGAAAAGGAUGGAGCUUGUGUGCUGAUGAAUUGAUUCCAAAAGGGAAAUUCAUAUGCGAGUAUACAGGAGAACUUUUGACAACUGAGGAAGCAAGAAACCGUCAGAAGCUAUAUGACAAAAUUUCAAGGAGUAGCCACUUUUCGCCUGCACUGCUGGUUGUGAAGGAACACCUUCCAUCUGGAAAUGUGUGUAUGAGAAUCAACAUUGAUGCUACCAGAAUUGGCAACAUUGCCCGCUUCAUUAACCAUUCAUGUGAUGGUGGUAAUCUUUGCACAUUGAUAGUGCGAAGUUCUGGAGCUCUGCUGCCCAGAGUUUGCUUUUUCUCUUCCAGGGUCAUUUUGGAAAAUGAAGAGCUCACUUUCAGUUAUGGUGAGAGUAUAGUUAACUCUACAGGCGCUCAGUGCUUUUGCAAUAGUGCUUGUUGUCGUGGGAUCCUUCCAGCAGAGCACACAUGAUGUAGUAAGGUAGCUUUUUAUUGUAAUAAACAUUGUGAUACCUUUGUUCUGCGACUUAUAUUUAGAAGAUGAUUAUGAGGUCAAUGUCAAGAAGGCACGGUUAAGGUCAACACUGAUGGGAGCUAUCUUCAUGAUAGUGUUUAAGCUGGUAUUGGUGGUAUAGUCAGGGAUGGCAGUGGUGAUUUGAUCAUGGCGGUCUCCCUCUCUGCACUUUGUAUUUGCAGUUAUAUGGCAGAAGCUUUGGCACUGCGCAGCGGUAGCUUUAGUGCACCGGGUUGCCCUUUUUAUGGCAGAAGCUUUGGCUGUAAAGUUUGGAAUGAAAUGGUCUUGUCUUCAAAAGAUGCACUAAUAUUAUUUUGGAACUUGAUUCACUAGUUAUUGCCAACAUGGUGAACAAUGGGGGCUUCACUAACUGGAAAUUGAAACAGAUUAUAGACGGAAUUGUCAACUUUAAAUAUCUCCAUGGUGUGAAGUGAGCCUCUACUACAGAGAGGGAAGCCAAGUUGUUGACUUUCUUGCCAAACUGGCUUCCACAUCUUCACAGAAUAGUAUGUUCCACUCCUUCAGCCAGCUACCAAGACAAGCUAAGGGAUUGAUUCAACACGAUGAGAGGCAAAUGCUUAGCAUUAGAACAAAAGCUGAUUAGGCAAACUUCUUACAUUAGUUAGUGAGUAUUACAUAGUUGCUGAGCCAGAAAGUUGUAAUUUUUGUGCUUUCUGGUGUUUUCACUGAUAUUAUGUCACACCACCUUUUUUGGGAUUGACGAUGUUUUAUUAACCUUAGGCUUAGUCUCCCUCUCCCUCUGCUCCUUUUUGGUGAAUAUACUACCAGCCAGACUUUAAUCUGGGUUUCUGAAUUUUUGAAAAAAGGUCAA